AUGAGCAAAGGGCCUCCAAAAAUAACGUCAAACAGCACCCAAUAUGGAGUUGAAGGGGACAGCGUGAGGAUAGAAUGCGUCUCCUUCUCAGUUCCAAAGCCCGACUACAUCAUGUGGACCUAUGAGGGGAGUGAGAUCAAUACCUUCCACAACCAAGAAUACGCUUUUCUGGAAGAAUCACUGGCAGACCGUAUGACCAAAUCCACGUUGAUCAUAAGGAAGAGUGAGUCGAGGCACUUCGGGUCAUACAACUGCACUGUUACAAAUUUGUAUGGAAUGGACAGCAUUGAAAUAAAACUGGUGGCUGACAAAACCAACUCCUUAAUCCUGAUAGUUUCCGGAGGCGCCUCAGCAGCAAUCCUAGUGCUCAUCAUCAUGCUGAUCAUCAUGCUUUGCCACCGCAAGACUAAAAAGUCAGACCCUUCGGUGAAGAAGCCCGACAUCACGGAUAUUGGGAAGAACUGUGCUGACCAGUACAAGGAUAGCGAUAGGAGUUCCAAUAUCAGCGAUCUGAAGCUGGAACUGAGGCAGGUGGAAGGCAGCUGUGAUAUAGACAACUCAAACGCCGGUUCUGAAACCGACCUGCACCCUACCCUGCAUCUGACGUCAAACAUGGGUCUUCCCCUGGCGGGACCAGUUCCUCUGCCUGAGGGUUACGACAACCAGCUGAUGAAGCAGUACCAGAGAUACAGCGGGGACUUCAAUCAGCCGAUAAAUAAUCUUCAUUUUAAGGCUCAAGGCCAGAGCAACGGCUACGUCCCUUACGUGGACUACAGCCGGGACUACGCCCCUCCUUUGCCCUCCAGUGACUCGCUCACUGGGUCACUGUCGAGGAGCACUGACGGGUCUACUUACCCCAGUCACUGUGGAUCUCUGCAUCGGCAGACUAGCUGUGGACGGCUGGCGGGGGUUGGACCAGAUGUCAUACCAAUGACCAACCCUGGAGUGGCGUUCACUGGUGGCGUUGACGUCAGAUACGCAGCUACCUACGGAAACCCGUACUUGAGAGGGAGCGGUCCUAUGUCGUACAUACAACAAGCAAACACAAAUCCAACGUCCAAACCAGCCCCUCCACCUUAUUACUCUAUAAGGAACUCCAGUCUUCACCUAUCAGGGAUGGUGGAAGGCUCAUCACCAUCAUCAUCUUCUUCCCUGCGACCAAUGACGAGUCCUCUAGCUUCUUCAUCAUCAACUUCUACCAGUGGCGCUCAGCCUCAAGUGCCUAAAUCAUCCCCCCAGACCUCAGGAGCCUUGUAUAUUCUGCCUCCGUCCAGUCAAGGCAACUCGCCUGCUAAUCAAAUCACACCCAAAGGUAACGGAUCCCAAAUAACUAACGGUACUCACGUUUAGCAGUUUUUAGUUUAAAAAUAGUUUUUAGUAAAAUACAUUGAUAGAUUAUUGAAAAUUGUAUAAACUAAGUGUGCUGUUUUACUGUUUUUAAAAGAAAUGUAGCUUACAAUAAAAUUAAUUAGUCAAUUACUUUUCUAUUUUUUAGUCUUAUUAUCUAGUUUAAUUUUAUAUUUUGACUAAAACUAAAUUCUUUUCAGACAUCUUGACAUUUAAGUAUUAUUUUUAAUUAUUUUUGAAGGCUUUAAUUACAAUGAUAUUAAC
Ostrinia furnacalis (Asian corn borer) is the source of this 1611-nucleotide messenger RNA. Its product is annotated as irregular chiasm C-roughest protein-like. The transcript is spliced from 11 exons. Gene Ontology annotation, biological process: cell-cell adhesion. Lineage: Eukaryota; Metazoa; Arthropoda; Insecta; Lepidoptera; Crambidae. The coding region runs from base 1 to 1350 and encodes 449 amino acids. Gene Ontology annotation, molecular function: cell adhesion molecule binding. Gene Ontology annotation, cellular component: plasma membrane; cell-cell junction. The record is from RefSeq and is a predicted model, not a curated record.